Messenger RNA from Closterium sp. Naga37s-1, 3936 nucleotides. NCBI's taxonomy places the organism in Eukaryota, Viridiplantae, Streptophyta, Zygnematophyceae, Desmidiales, Closteriaceae. The record is from the annotation of a GenBank genome assembly.
AUGGCUAGUCUCAAUGUUCUUACCUUUGAUGCUGAGGGUCGAGCUGUUGACUUUGAGGUCUGGCUAGAUGAUCUGCAGCUUUUCCUACAGUGCGAUAGCAAGGAUGGCCUCUCACUGUUCGAUCUCACGUCAGGCGCCUCUACUGCCCCUGCUGCUGAUGCUGACAGUACUGUUCGCUCGCAGUGGCUCACGCGCGAUGCUGCUGCUCGUCUUGCUGUGCGUAAUCACCUGCCGUCUACUGAGCGCACGCACUUUAGUCAGUACAAGAGUGCUAGGGCUCUGUACGACGCUGUAGUUGCACGCUACUCCUCCCCUACCACUGCUGCCCUCAGCCGCCUCAUGCUGCCGUACCUUUUUCCUGACCUUGCCGCCUUUGCCACAGUUGCUGACCUAGUUGCUCACCUCCGCACUAGUGACGCUCGCUACCGCGCUGCCCUUCCCACUGAGUUUCUUCCCACGAACUCCCCCCCCAUGUACAUCACCCUUUACUACCUAGUCACCCGCCUCCCUGACUCUCUCUCCUCAGUCAGGGAUCACUUCCUCUCCCUUUGCCCCACCGAGCUGACUGUCGACUUGCUAGAGGAGCGCCUUGCUGCAGCUGAGAAGAGUAUCUUAGCUGUCGGUGCUUCUCGCGGCGACCGUCGCACCCCCUUCUUUGAGGGGUGUUCCCCUGUCCCCCUUCUCCCCUCUGUUGCCUCUGCUGCUGCUGUCGACCUCGUUGGCACUGAGGAGGUCGGCGCUGCGUCUACUGCCCCUAGUGGGCGACGCCGCACUGGCAAGGGCAAGGGAAGCAGGGGUGGUGGAGGGGGCGGUGGAGGCAGCGGUGGAGGAUGUGGAGGAGGUGGAGGUGGUGGUGGGGGUGGUUCCGGGAGUGGGGGCGUCGGUGGCGGCAGUGGAGGCUGUGGCGGCGGUGGCGGAGGAGGUGGCGGCGGCGGCACCGGUGGUGGAGGUAGCGGAGGAGGUGGUGCUGGUCGCGGAGCGGCCACGCAGCGUGGAGGCCUUGGUGGCAGCCAGCGUCAGCAGCAGCUGCGCACCCGUGAGACCCCGUCUGUUCAGCAGCUUCGUGAGUGGUACGCUGGGCGUGGGAGGUCUGGGGGUGCAGGUCCCUGCACGUACGUUCUUCGCACCGGCACUCGUAGUGGGGAGGUGUGUGGUCUCCCACACACCACGCAGCGCUGCUUCGGCCGCUUGACUGACGCCUGGCGUACCCAGUUUCCUGACGCUGUUGAGCUUCCUCGUUGGCAUGAUCUGCUUCUGCAGAAUGUGCCUAUCUUUGAUCUAGACUUUGAUGCUAUCCUUGCUGCCAUGUAUGCUCUUGCUGAUAUUACUGAGGGUGACUGUUACCUGCGUGUCCCGCCCGACCCGGGCACUGUGGCUGCUGCUCUAGGUGCUAGUGCGUCUGCUGCUCCAGGUGCUUGUGCGGCUGCUGCUCUAGGUGCUAGUGCGUCUGCUGCUCCAGGUGCUGGUACGUCUCCUCUCUCUGGUACUACACCUACUGCGUCCUUUCACACUUUCACACUUGACUCUGGUGCUCCGCGCUCUUUCUUUAGAGACAGCACCACGCUCACGCCGCUCAGUCGGCCUGUUGCGGUCUCCCUUGCUGACCCCUCAGGGGGCCCAGUACUUGCACACUCCUCCACUGUCCCACCGUGUCCUGCAGCCCCGUCGGGCUUGCUGUCGGGACUCCACCUCCCCUCGUUCUCUACGAACCUGGUAAGUGGAGCUGACCUCCAGGACGCGUGGGUUGACCAGUUCACCCCUGGAGGUCAGCGUGUGACCCACUGCACUUGCUCUCGGACGGGCUGCCACCUGGCCACGUUCACCCGUCGGCCAGGGUCGAGUCUGUACACACUGACUACUGCGCCUCCUCCGGUCUCUGCGUCUGGUCAGGUAGCUGCGUCCAGUCAGGUGUUUGCUGCCGCGUCCAGGUCUAGUCCUGCGUCUGCCCCCUGCUCGUGUCGUCCUCUGGCACACGAGACUCUCCUUUGGCACCACCGCCUUGGUCACCCCUCCCUGCCUCGUCUUCGAGGUAUGGCCUCCCGUGCCCUUGUCUCGGGUCUACCCAGGUCCCUUCCUCCCCUUCCUCCGGGGCUUGCCCCCACCUGUGUUCCGUGUGUCGAGGGCCGACAGCGUGCCGCCCCUCACUCCUCCUCGUUUCCUCCGACUAAGGCUCCUCUGCAGACUCUUCACAUGGACGUGUGGGGCCCAGCCCGCGUCCGUGGACAGGGUCACGAACACUACUUCCUCCUGGUCGUUGACGACUACUCGCGUUACACCACAGUCUUCCCCUUGCGCAGCAAGGGUGAGGUUCCUGAGGUGUUGAUCGACUGGAUCCGCGGUGCUCGUCGCCAGCUCAGUGAGAGUUUCGGCUCCGACCUUCCUGUUCUGCGUCUGCACUCCGACCUAGGUACUCCCCUGGUAGACCCCCUCCUCCCCCAGGGUCCUGCCCCCUCAGGUGUGUCCCAGGUAGACCCUGCCGAGCCGGUCGAGGUAGCUGUCGACUCAGGUGCUGCUAGGGGUGCUGAGUCUGGGGGUGCUGAGACUGGGGGUGCUGAGUCUGGGGGUGCUGAGACUGGGGGUGCUGAGUCUGGGGGUGCUGAGACUGGGCGUGCUGAGCCUGGGGGUGUGGAGCCUGAGGGUACUGUGUCUGGAGGUACUGAGCCUGCGCGUGCUGCGUCUGGAGGUGCUCUAGGUGUCCCGUUGCGGCGGGAGCCCCUCUCUCCACAGCGUCUUCGUGAGUGGUACUCUCGGCGCUGUCGGGUUGCUGCUGGUGCUGCUGGUGCUGGGGCUGCUGGAGGUACUGGAGGCGCUACUGGAGCUACUGGAGGUGCUGGCGCUGCUGGAGGUGGUGCUGGUGCUGGAGCUGCUGGAGGUGCUGCUGGUGCUGGAGCUGCUGGAGGUGCUGCUGGUGCUGGAGCUGCUGGAGGUGCUGCAGGUGCUGGUGCUGCUGGAGGUGCUGCUGGAGCUGCUGGAGGUGCUGCUGGGACUGGAGGCCCUGGGGCUGAGGGUACCGGUUCUGUCUCUGCUGUCUCUGGAGGCGCUGCGCGGCCGCGGCCGUACUACGUUCCGCUUCUUCAGCAGGUUCUUGGCUCCCCGCCUUCUCCUGGUCCUCCUCCUCCUUUCCUGAGUCCACCGCCUGUCCAGUCCCAGUCGCAGUUGCAGCCGGCCUCUCCGCUGCCUGGUCCUUCUCCUUACUCUGGUCCGACUCGAGGUCUUACGGAGCGUCGUGAGCCUGAGUCUCGUCCUGUGUCGCCUGAGUCUCGUUCUGCGUCGCCUGUCCGUCCUGUUCGCGCUGGUCGUGUUUCGCGUCCGCGUCUUCCUCCUGUCCCAGGCACUCACUCUAUGACACUGCGUCCUUCUACUGCUCCACAGCGUGUCUCUCUGCCCUCUCCUCCUGCGUCCUCUCUUCCUGACGGUCCGGACCCGGAUUCUGACUCCCUUCGUGCUGCUAGUCUUACUGUCACGCGCUUUCUGGCCACUGCUGUCACUGACCCUCUGUUUGAGUCCUCUGCUGCGUCUGCUCUUGUUGCUGAGCUUGUUGACUUUGCUGCAGCCUAUCGCCUAGACUACGCCUCUAGUCUUGUUGCUGAGUUUGCGUCUGCGUCUGUCUGUCCUCCGUCCGUCGGGGGUGAGUAUGCUCUUGGCACGGACGUCCUUGAGGACAGACAGGAGGACCUUGAGUGUUUUGCUGCUGCUUCACCUCAUCUCGUGUCCAUGCUGCUUGCCCCUGAGGGAGACCCGGAUGCACUAGACAUCCAGACCCCGCGCUCUUACGCAGAGGCGAUAGAGGGUCCCUACUCCUCUCAGUGGCAGGCAGCCAUGGACGCAGAGAUGGCUUCCUGGAAGUCCACAGGCACCUACGUAGACGAGGUUCCCCCACCUGGGGCGAACAUCGUCAGUGGCAUGUGGAUCUUCAGGUCAGCGACAGGGAGUUGA